Alnus glutinosa is the source of this 1845-nucleotide messenger RNA. RefSeq lists its product as uncharacterized. The record is from RefSeq and is a predicted model, not a curated record. The coding region runs from base 446 to 1732 and encodes 428 amino acids. The transcript is spliced from 16 exons. NCBI's taxonomy places the organism in Eukaryota, Viridiplantae, Streptophyta, Magnoliopsida, Fagales, Betulaceae.
AAUGGAAUUUCAUUAUUGCGUACCAAACGUGCCCUUAUUAUUGGCUCUUUGGACAUUCAAAUCUUACAGCUUUGACGCUUUCUGGAAUCUCAUUUCUGAGUUCAACGAGGUUGUUUUCGAAAACUCUGGGGACCAAUCUAUAAGAUCGCGUUUGGCUGCUGAAACAUCCGAAGACUCAAAGUGAUCGCUGUCGUUCAAAGAGUCAAAGAAUUGUCCUACGUUUGGUACCACUGAAACCAAUAGGCGCUUUCUUAAUUCGUCGAAGCUGUUGAGGUUGUUCCCAUAAGGAAACGGUUAUUUCAGGUUGGCUGUUUCGCCAUGAGGGGUUCCGUUUUAGUUUUGAAGCUCUGAAAAUUAGUCACUUGAUGAGUGCUUGGAGAAGCUAUUGCUUGCUGGAUUUCAGCUCGUACUUUUGUCAUUGUAGAGCUGGCAGAUUUUGACUAACAUGGGACCUCCCAUACGCUGUGGAAUUAUAAGAAAACCGAAGGAGACAAUGAGGCUUGUUGUAACAACUUUUGUUGGACUUGUAUUUGGAUUCUUUUUGGGAGUAACAUUUCCAACGCUGUCAUUAAGCAAGAUGAAUCUUCCGACCAGCCUUUUUCCUUCCAUUGACCUCACAUAUAUUGAGGACAAGUAUGCAGGCCUUUCAACCCAAGCAUUGCUGAAGGCUGUGUCUUCUCUGAAGGGUGAUGGAGUCAGCUCCACUCCACUUCACAAAUAUAAUGAUACAAAGAUUUGGGUUCCGACAAAUCCUCGAGGGGCUGAAAGACUACCCCCUGGUAUCAUAGAAUCUGAGUCAGAUUUAUUUCUCCGCCGAUUAUGGGGUCAGCCCAGUGAGGACUUCACCAUCAAGCCAAAGUAUCUUGUUACCUUUACCGUUGGUUAUGGUCAGAAAAACAACAUUAAUGCAGCAGUUAAAAAGUUCUCAGAGAACUUCACGAUUCUGUUGUUUCACUAUGAUAAUCGGACAAGUGAAUGGGAUGAGUUUGAAUGGUCAAGGCAAGCUAUCCAUGUAAGCGCUCAGAAGCAAACUAAAUGGUGGUAUGCCAAACGUUUUCUGCAUCCUGACAUUGUUGCUCCCUAUGACUACAUUUUUAUUUGGGAUGAGGAUCUUGGUGUAGAGCAUUUUGAUGCAGAGGAAUAUAUAAAACUAGUGAGGAAGCAUGGUUUGGAGAUUUCGCAGCCUGGUUUAGAACCAAAUAAAGGAUUAACAUGGCAAAUGACAAAGAGGAGAGGUGACAGUGAAGUUCACAACUUGACUUUACUCUGCCAACACUUUAGCUGGACCAUAUAUCCUCUCUUUUUUCCCCUCUACAGGGAUACAGAGGAGAAACCUGGUUGGUGUAGUGAUCCACAUUUGCCACCAUGUGCAGCGUAUAUGUGCAGGUUUGUUGAGAUCAUGGCACCUGUAUUUUCUCGGGAUGCAUGGCGUUGUGUUUGGCAUAUGAUUCAGAAUGAUCUGGUUCAUGGAUGGGGUCUAGAUUUUGCUCUUCGGAAAUGUGUCGAGCCUGCUCAUGAGAAAAUAGGAGUUGUUGAUGCUCAAUGGAUUGUUCAUCAAAGUGUUCCUUCACUUGGGAACCAGGGACAGGCAGAGAGUGGGAAGCCACCUUGGCAAGGGGUAAGGGAGAGGUGUAGAAAAGAAUGGACAAUGUUCCAAGGCAGAAUGGUUAAUGCGGAAAAAGCCUAUUUUGAGGCAAUGGGAAUUGAUCCCCCCAAUUCAACAGCUCGCUAGCGGAGACAAUAGUAGCAUGUAAAUUUAACAAUUCAUUGUACUUAGAGACGAAGAAAUUACUUGCAUUCAGUGUACUUUUUAUCAAUUAUAUUUUCAUCUUUUUGGAUACUUCA